Messenger RNA from Misgurnus anguillicaudatus (oriental weatherfish), 1288 nucleotides. RefSeq lists its product as uncharacterized. NCBI's taxonomy places the organism in Eukaryota, Metazoa, Chordata, Actinopteri, Cypriniformes, Cobitidae. The record is from RefSeq and is a predicted model, not a curated record.
AAAGUCGAACAAGCCUACUCUUCAAGUUAAGACACGCCCGCAUUUCUCCUGCAGUCUUCACAGCGACAAGUUCAGAUGGAGUAAAUCAUACUGCGUUAAACUAAACAUGGCACGGAACAUUAAAACACGAAUUUAAGAUUCAAAAGUCAAGGUGUCAUGGGUUUAUGGAUGCUGGUCUGGUUUCUGUUUAUGUUGUCUCACAUGCCGGUGUUUGUUCAUGGUGGAAUAUCGGUGCAGUUUAAGAUUGGAGGAUCCUUGUAUGUGGCUCUGGGUGAAACUCUGGUUUUGGAAGCUGUUUUUUUUAAGAAUCCAGAGGAUAAGAUUGAUAUUGUGACAUGGGAGCGUGAAAGUGAAAAGGGGAAUGUGAGGAUAUCGGGCAAUACAGACAGAAUAUCUUUAGAGAAGGAUAAAGCGCUUCUGCGGAUUAAGCGUAUAAUCCCAGACGAUUUUGGCAUCUACAAGGUGACUGUUACAGACAGCAAUGGGCAACAAAAGCAUGCCUCAAAAGAAGUCAGAAAAAUAGAUGAUCCGCCAAAAGCGUCAGUCGUGCAUGUUUUGGAAUGUGGUGUGGACACCAGUAUAACACAGUGGGAUGUCCCUCAGUUCUCUUGGUUGGUGGACGGCGUUCCAGUAACCAAUCAAACAGCGCUGUUGUCUAACGGCAGUAAACUCGACAUCUCACAGGUUACUGGAUAUAACUACACCUGUGUUACCAAAAGCAGUCUGGGAACAUCUGUGGCAUCAUAUCUGACAUUAAAACAUACUGAAGAAUCGAAGGAGUGUUGUUCUUCUUACAGCGGACUGAUUAUUGUUAGUAUUUUACUAGCACUCAUCUCCUGUGUGGCUGGUGGGUUUUACAUAAGAAAACGCUGUCAAACCAGGCAUUCACCAGUUUCCGGAUCUUAGUGACUCUCAAUUAUAAUUUUUUAUUGUAUUGUAAAUUUUAUGGUAUAUUUACUUUGUAUCACAUUUCAGUGUUCUAGUUUAUGUUCAUUUGCUGUCUGUAAUGCAUGAAAGCAGUAGUUUUCUUUCUUUUGAUAGAUCAUGUGUUAAGUGCAGUCACGUUUUCAAAGUUACACAGCUGAUUAGCAAAGAUUUGUAAAGUGGUUUGGUGUAAGAAAAUACUCAGGCAAAUUUUGGCUUUCUACUUGGAGGCAAACAGAAGUUCUUUUGUUACAAAUUUAUUUUUCGAAGGAAAACACCAUUUUGUUGCUUACUACCUCACUUGUUCUCUUGUUCUGCAUUAAAUGCAGUCAGAUUACCAAAAUAAAAUUUUGUAUGAAUCACA